This is a messenger RNA of Misgurnus anguillicaudatus (oriental weatherfish), 2602 nucleotides long. NCBI's taxonomy places the organism in Eukaryota, Metazoa, Chordata, Actinopteri, Cypriniformes, Cobitidae. The record is from RefSeq and is a predicted model, not a curated record.
UUUGUGCUUUCUGAUUACGGUACUUGUUUCUUUUCACUUGGGCAAAUGCUUGCAUAUGUGGCCAGCACGCCGACAUCGGUUUGGAAGUUGAUAUUACGAUGACUGUAAAUGCAGCAUCUGUAUUAGCAGAACGAGAGCUAACCGUUAGCUCGUUUGCUUUUCGUUUUCUUGACAGCGCAGGAGAUAAAACCCUUACACCUGAAUCAUCUUACAGCCACUUACAUUGUUUUUAUUUAUUUAAAAUUAGUGUAUUGUGAAGGAUAAACAUUGUCAUUUGAAUGCAGUAAGAAGCGGUGUUCGUUUUGUAACACAAUGAUUUAUAACUGCCUUCUAGAGCUAAUUUUAGCAUGUUAGCUCCGCGGCUGUAGGGGUAAACAAGAGAUUAUUGCUGUAAGUGUGAUGAUUAGCCAACCAAAGAGUAAAAUUUAAAGACAUAAAACAGGUGUAUCAUUUUGAUGAUCAUUAUGAAUCCAAUGGAUCAGCUGUUUCUACUGAAAGCAAUAGAUGACCACUAACGUUACUGAGACCAUAAUAUCUUCUCUCAGGUGUCAUUUGACAGAGCAGAGGUGAUAUGAAACUAAGUGAAGGAUACACGCGCAUAAACAUGACACAGACAGUACAGACGAAUGGGGUUCAACCCCUCAGCAAGACCUGGGAGCUCAGUCUUUAUGAACUACAGAGAACUCCACAGGAGGCCAUCACGGACGGUCUGGAGAUAGCCGUAUCCCCACGCAGCUUGCACAGUGAGCUCAUGUGUCCCAUCUGUUUGGACAUGCUUAAGAACACCAUGACCACCAAGGAGUGCCUACACCGCUUCUGUGCUGACUGCAUUAUCACUGCUCUCAGAUCAGGAAACAAGGAAUGUCCAACGUGCAGAAAGAAGCUGGUGUCUAAGCGCUCGCUCCGUCCAGACCCUAACUUCGAUGCCCUGAUCAGUAAGAUUUACCCCAGCAGAGACGAGUACGAGGCCCAUCAGGAGAGAGUGCUGGCCCGCAUUAGCAAGCACAACAACCAGCAGGCACUCAGCCACAGUAUUGAAGAAGGCCUUAAAAUCCAGGCCUUAAACAGACAGCCGCGGGGUAAGAAGCACCAGAUUGAAAAUGGCAGUGGGGCGGAGGACAAUGGGGACAGCUCACACUGCAGUAACGCAUCAGUGCACAGUAACCAGGAGGCUGGGCCCAGUAUCAAACGAACCAAAACUUCAGACGACUCGGGGCUUGACAUGGACAAUGCUACAGAAAACGGUGGAGGCGACUUGGCGCUCGAUGGGGCCAGUGAGAUUGAACUGGUGUUUCGUCCUCACCCAACGUUGAUGGAGAAAGAAGAUGCCGCACAGACACGGUACAUCAAGACGUCAGGGAAUGCGACGGUGGAUCACCUCUCCAAAUACCUGGCCGUCAGACUAGCUCUCGAGGAAAUGCGAAAGAAUGCAGAGGCAAGCCCCAUCAAUGUAGAAGCGGCCAGUGAAAAACAGUAUACCAUCUACAUUCCCACAGCCAACAACCAGUUCACAGUCCUGAACGGUUCCUUUUCCUUGGAGCUGGUGAGCGAGAAGUACUGGAAGGUCAACAAGCCGAUGGAGUUGUACUUCGCCCCAACAAAGGAGCACAAAUGAAUACAGCAAGACACAAGGGCUGAGAUAGGCCCAGGACAGACUGAUGGUUCAUUCUCUGGUCUUUCUCUCCUUCCUUCUGUCUUCUCGCUGUUCCUCCAUGUCUGGAGUUCUCUGGAGCCUUGACUCUUCAAUAACUGUGGCUGCUCUGAUUUGUUUUAUAUUUGUCUUUUUGUAUUGAAAUGAGACAUGGGUUGAUUAAUAGGCAUGGGGUGAGAGGGCCAUGAGAGUCAAACCAGUGUGUGGAUUUGUCCCCCCACUUUUAAGUUAACACCAUCAUUUCAUUGUCAUAUGUUCCAUUCUUUUUUGAAUCGAGAACCUUACCUUCAACAAACCAAAAGGUUAGUCCCCAAAAUGGAUACCGCAACCACAACAUCAUUAUUUUAAGAGUCAAACAGGAUGUUUCACGAAAGACUCUUUCAGAAGGUGGCCUUCAUAGCCAGUGGUGGUGUCUUUAACAUCAAACUACACUUAUGAAGCAUUUGUAAAGCUGUGAGAGAUUUUAAGUGCAUUUGUUGACACGCCACACCUGUAGCAGCAACAUUUGUUGACUAACACAAUUGCAUUUCGCCACUGUGUACCAGUGUGUGUCCAGAUAAUGUGGUGGCACAGUCGUGUCACUAGUCUGUGCUACUGUGUUGGUCAAUUGAAAUAUGUCAUAUGCUUUGGGGAUUGUACAUACAUCACUUUAUAGUACCCACAUUGAAAUUGUAUAUUGUUACAGAUAUUUCAGUACUUUUACAAUAAACAUAAACUGGCAGUUGUACAUCAAAAUGAACCCAGUUUUUGAUAGUCGCAUUUUCAUAGAAGCUUCAUCUAAGACAAGAUCAAGUUUUUAGAGCAUGAAGUACUUUUAGUUUGACAUAUUCUUGGCAUACAUAUUGAGUUGUUGUUGUUUGGGGGAAAUGUAUACAGCGUUCUUUGUUUGAAAAAAAUAAUAAAAUAAUGUAUGCAAAUGCUGGUGUCAACUUUGUGCCAUGCCACAGGCUA